CAAAUUGUGAGGGCUGAAAUUUUUAGUAACCGGUAUUUCCAAUCUGUUUAUAGUUUAAUAGUUAAAAUAAAUAUAUUUAUUCACUUAAUUGCAUUGAUAAACAUUGCUUUAAAUGUUUUUUCGCAAGAAAACUACAAAGUUCUGAGUGUGCCAAUGAUAAAAUAUAGGAUUUGUUGUGAUAAACAUAACCUCUCAGCCAGCUGUCACUUAACUUUAAAAUGUAAAAAUUGUCAUUUUAAAAUAUAAAACGUGCUAAUAAAGCUAAGCUAAAAUGCCGACGAUGAUAGCAUUGGAUGUCUCGCUUUCUAUGAGACGUCCAGUUCAUGGUAAUAAUAAUUCUACCGACAAUCUGCCAAGCGAACAAUUAACCAGACACCAUCUGGCUGUGCAGGGAAUCAACGUUUUAUUAAACUAUUUGCAAGCAAAUGCAAAACUGGAAUUUGUUUCCUUGGUAGUCUUCUCGUCUUUAUACGAAGUAAUCGUCCCAUUCACUCGAGAUUACGAUCAUAUUCGAUCUCUGGUCCAAAAUAUUGAAGAAUGUGACAAAACGUGUAUUGAAACAGCCCUUCAUGGAGUUAAUAAUAUUAUUAUGUCAGAAUGGGGAAAUUCUACAGCCUGUCAAGUAAUUUUAAUAACUGACGGAAACCCUGGAGUUGGACCAAUGUCGUUGGGAGAUUCUUUAAAUUCAUUAAAUAUCUCGAGGGAAUCAAAUCCGUUUCCUCUGCCUUUUCCUUUUCCGGGAAAACUGACUGUGGUGUGCAUUUCUGGCCCUCAAGAUCCCGGCUUAAGUAUGGGUCUUCCUCUCUACCAAAGACUGGUUGAAUUAGCCGGAGGCGAUAGCAUGGUUUUGGUACCAGAAGGACAAUUGACAAAAACGACCGUGAAUAAUUGUUUCAAAAAACUAGCAGAAACAACAUAUGUUCCAUUCCAAGGAUAUUUAAAAUGUGGAAAUGUAGGAUCUCGGAUUCUACUCUCCCCACCCCCGAUCCCCUACUCGAAGAAAAACGAUUUUGAGACUUUGACUGCUUUAACGAUAGCGAAAACAAUCGAGAUUUGUGGAUUUCUCAAUGUUGCUGAUGUUGGAAGUCCUAGUGCAAUAUCUCGCCACCUGGUUUUGCCUCUGCCGACGGAGAAGACGACAAGCAUGCAAGGAAUUUCACUCGAGGACGAAUCCGACAACGAAGAUCCAGGAGACGAUGGAAAAAUUCCAUCAUUCUGCGUUUUACUUCACGGAGCUUUAAAGGUGGAGGGCAUGACAGCGCUCUGUGCUUUAAACACAGAUUGGUACGGAUUUAUUUACUCCGGGUCGGACUCGAAGAAAAAAUCGAAUUUAAUGUUGACAGUACUCGAGCCGGGAACGGACAUAAUUCCCUGGUUGGGAAAUUUGACUAACCUGGGUUCAAUCGACCCCUUGAUUAAAACUGCUGAGCCGGCUUUUCCUGUCAAGCCAGCAGAAAAGAGAAGUUACGCCCUGAAUGCACCAUCCUGGAUACGACAAGUUGGAUUGCAGUCCGACAUUCAAAAGAUAUUGCGACAUGCUAGAAAGUUGCCUGAGAAGACGCAAAAUUUCUACAAGGAACUUAAUAGGUUACGACGUGCAGCCCUCUCGAUGGGUUUUGUGGAAUUGUUAGAAGGCUUAGCUCUGAUUUUCGAAAGAGAGUGCACUCUCUUGCCGCCUAAUUUGCAUCCAGACUGUACAAUUCAGAUGGGUCACGUAGCCGAAAUGUUAAGAAAGCCAUAUUCGCGAGAGUUGAAAAAUAAUAUUACGCCUGUUCGUACGAAAUUCCAACAUGGAGGGAAUGAAUAAUUGAAGCUAUUUUUCUUGCAAAUAGACAAAUGUACAAAUUUUGUAAUUUAGCCUUUAACUUAAAAAUGAAAAUUCAUUUUAUAAAUAUUAAUGUCAUGCAUAU
Molecule: messenger RNA, 1910 nt
Organism: Belonocnema kinseyi
Lineage: Eukaryota; Metazoa; Arthropoda; Insecta; Hymenoptera; Cynipidae
Gene: IntS14
Product: integrator complex subunit 14
Exons: 6
Coding region: 272-1807 (511 amino acids)
Biological process (GO): snRNA 3'-end processing
Cellular component (GO): integrator complex
Source: RefSeq, a predicted model, not a curated record